CAUUAAUUUAACCUUGCUUGUCUCUUAAGUUUGACUAAAUUAUACAUUGAACUUGACCAAUUAAACUAUAGGCAAGAUCACAAGAACGUGUGCAAGACACAAUUUAACCCCAAAAAAUAUUCCUUUUUUGGCUUAAAAAACAAGAAAAAGGGAAAUUAAUUCCAUUAAUGGUUAAAGAUAAGUUAAAAAACUAUACCAAAAAUCAGUUUAAGAUAGAAAUUCUUGUACUUGUGCAAAGCACAAAUCUUCUAUCCUUGUUUAUUCUUGUUUGAUCCAUCAUCUAUCAUGUGAUCAAGAGACAAGAAUAAACACAAAGAAAGAAUCUUUAAUAUAGUAACUAUUUCUUCAGUUGUUUAUCAAAUUCUUUCUGUAAUAAAAAUCUAAGCUUUAUCCAUUUUAAAUACACUAACUUAGUUGGGAUUGAAUCAUUGAAGCUAACAAAACAAAUUGGGUAUUGUAGAACAAAUUAGAAAUGGAUCAAUGGCAAAGUAAAAAACUUUGCCCACCUGGUGGAUCCCAAAGUUCCCUGCUUGAUUCCAGGCAAAGGCCAGAAGAAGUGAAGGACCCUAUUGCUGUGCGGAAGGUUCAGAAGGCUGACCGGGAAAAAUUGAGGAGGGAUCGACUAAACGAGCAGUUUCUCGAGCUUGGAAAUGCUCUAGAUCCAGACCGACCCAAGAAUGACAAGGCAACUAUCUUGACGGAUACCAUCCAACUAUUAAGAGAAUUGAAUGCUGAGGUCAACCAUCUCAAAGCCGAAUAUUCUUCUCUCUCGGAGGAAUCACGAGAGCUGACCCAGGAAAAAAAUGAGCUUAGAGAAGAGAAGGCGUCUCUGAAAUCCGAUAUUGAUAACCUCAAUGCUCAGUAUCAGCAGAGAUUAAGGGUUGUAUUCCCUUGGGGAGCCGUUGAACCGUCUGUAGUCAUUGCCCCACCUUACUCAUACCCGCUUCCCGUGGCAGUUCCUCCUGGCCCGAUUCCCAUGCAGCCUUACCCUUUUUUCGGAAGCCAAAAUACUAGUACGAUUCCUACUCAUCCAGCUUAUAUGUACCCAACUCCGCCAAAUCCACAUGUUGAGCAACAGCCUAUUCAGCCCGCAUCUACGAAUGUUCUGAACAAACCAGAUUCUCAAAGCAAAGCUUUUGACAGCAAAAAAUCCCGACAUCAUGAGAGAACUGACGACUCCAGUGAUGUCGCGACAGAGUUGGAACUCAAGACGCCUGGUUGUGGGCGACAGCAGGAAUCUGAUAGAAAAGGCAAGCAAUCACAAAAAAAGGAAAAGACUUCUAUCGACGAAGGCUCUGCAAGCAGAUUUUCUUCCUGUCAGGGUCCUCAAGAGAGUUCCUCAAAUAGUGUAAGUCACAUUCCAAGAUCUGACCAGUGAAGCAAUUAACAUUCCUUCAUACAUCUCAAGGUAGUCUCUCGAUUUAACGUCUGAUUGGUCUUGUGCAAGAUAUCGGAAACUUAAAAGUGUAAUUAGGUUCUGACUUAGCUCAAUCUAAUGGUUAAGCGAGGCGUGUUUGAUGGAAAUGAUGGGUCAUUGUUGUCAUCUGUAAAUGUGAAAGUAAUAGUUGGGGAACGGAAUUUGGAGCUACGCGAUGAAAUGGAUACCUGUAAUAUUCAAAGGAAAUAUAUAUAUGUUUUGUGAUUUUUGUCAGAAAA
This is a messenger RNA of Amaranthus tricolor (Joseph's coat), 1656 nucleotides long. RefSeq names its product transcription factor bHLH121-like. The transcript is spliced from 5 exons. Lineage: Eukaryota; Viridiplantae; Streptophyta; Magnoliopsida; Caryophyllales; Amaranthaceae. The coding region runs from base 473 to 1378 and encodes 301 amino acids. Gene Ontology annotation, biological process: intracellular iron ion homeostasis. The record is from RefSeq and is a predicted model, not a curated record. Gene Ontology annotation, molecular function: DNA-binding transcription factor activity; protein dimerization activity.